Messenger RNA from Trifolium pratense (red clover), 1186 nucleotides. RefSeq names its product zinc finger protein ZAT9-like. Gene Ontology annotation, biological process: regulation of DNA-templated transcription. NCBI's taxonomy places the organism in Eukaryota, Viridiplantae, Streptophyta, Magnoliopsida, Fabales, Fabaceae. The transcript has a single exon. The coding region runs from base 84 to 1124 and encodes 346 amino acids. The record is from RefSeq and is a predicted model, not a curated record.
UUUAGGAUGGUGUGUGUCUUUUGGUGGAGGAAUGCUUGUCACCUACUCCUUUUAAGUUCCCAUUUUUUCCCUUAAAACUUAGUAUGCUUGUUAAGAGAGAAAAUAAGAAACAAAGAGUAAAGAGAAACAAAACAAAAAGUGUUCAAGUUGGUGUUGCUGCUAUGGAAAGACACAAAUGCAAGCUAUGUUCAAGAACAUUUGGUAAUGGAAGAGCACUUGGUGGUCACAUGAAAGCUCAUCUUGCAACAAUUAAGUCUCAAAAACAACAAUUCACUCAAUUUGCUUCUUUUUCAUCUUCAUCAGAAUCAGAACAUGAAGAAGAAAAAACUUUGAUUAAUUAUGUUUUGAGAGAGAAUCCAAAGAAAAGUCUGAAAAUUGUAGAUCCUGAAUUUUCUUUCUUACCUGAUCAGACUGAGUCUGUUAUUGUUCAAGAUAGAGAAAGUGAGACUGAGUCAAAAAACAACCCGACUCGUCAACAACGUUCCAAACGGAACAGAAAACAUAACAACAACAACAACAACAAGAAUUUUCCAGAAGGGAAAAAAUCGAAGCCGAGUUUUAUGAUGUUAACAGCACCACCACCAUUCAAUGAUCAAGAACCUGUUAGUUCAGUUUCUGAUACUUCUCCUGAAGAAGAUGUUGCUAUGUGUCUGAUGAUGCUUUCUAGAGACAAAUGGAGUAGGGAGAUGAACAUUAACAAUGUGGUUGAAGAAGAGGGAUCGGUGGAAAAAACAUCGAAGUUGUUGAAACGUGUUCGCGGGAAGCAUUUAUGUGAAAAUUGUCGAAAAUCUUUUCGAUCUUCAAGAGCAUUAGGAAGUCAUAGAAGUGUUUGUUGUCGCGAUGAAGCGAAAAAUGGUAAUGGUAAAAAUGAUGAUAAGAUUUUUGAAUGUCCAUUUUGUUUUAAGGUUUUUGGUUCUGGUCAAGCACUUGGUGGUCACAAGAGAUCUCAUCUCAUGAUCCCUUCUUCAUCAAAUUCGACUCCUAAUGUUAAUGCUAACGCUAAUGUUGAAGCUAAUGUUGAUGUUUCUGUUAGAUUCAAAGAAAGUUUCAUAGAUCUCAAUUUGCCAGCACCACUUGAAGAAGAAGAAGAUGAUGAUGAUCUUAGUGUUGUUUCUGAAGCCUAAUUGUGUGGCUAUUUAAUAUUGAUUAAUUAUUAUUAUUAGUAGUAGUUGUUAAUUUGUUGGAA